Dermochelys coriacea (leatherback sea turtle) is the source of this 1858-nucleotide messenger RNA. It is a transcript of the gene JMJD8, whose product is annotated as jumonji domain containing 8. The transcript has 8 exons. Bases 183 to 1052 code for a protein of 289 amino acids. Lineage: Eukaryota; Metazoa; Chordata; Testudines; Dermochelyidae. Gene Ontology annotation, cellular component: cytoplasm. The record is from RefSeq and is a predicted model, not a curated record.
CAGAGAGGGGAGGGGACGGAAAGAGCCAGAAAUGAGCGAACAGCUGGAUUGAUUCCCCUGCUGGCAUUUGGGUAUAUUGCAGCCUUUAACAUCCUGUCCUGCACUGUUCUCUCCCUACCUUUUCCAGCCUGCUUCUCUGAGAAAAUCUGACACCUCAGACAGCAGAGAGCUGCUGGGGGCAAAUGGGAUCGUGGUGGCAAUUCCUUCUCCUCUCCAUCCCAUUGUCGCUGCCUGCAGACUUAGAUUACCUGGAAGGAAAUGGGGGCUGGCUGACGAACAAGUACUUGGCUCUGAUGGAAGAAGACCACUGCACGGUGGAGAAGAGAGAUGCUUCCCUGACCUACUCCCAGUUCAUAGAUCAAUAUGCCUUUUCCAGGCCUGUUGUUAUCCAGGGGAUCACGGACAACUCGGAAUUCCAGGCGCUCUGCACGAGGAACAAGCUGCUGGCAGAGUUCGGGGACCGCCUGGUGCGACUGAGCACUGCUAACACCUACUCCUACCGUAAAGUGGAUGUACCAUUCCAGGAAUACGUGGAGCACCUGCUGGAGCCUCAGGACCUGGCCUCCCUGGGCAGUGACACACUCUAUUUCUUUGGAGACAAUAACUUCACAGAGUGGGGCUCCCUCUUCCAGAAAUACAUGCCACCUCCGUUCCGGAUUCCAGGCACCAGUGGGGCCUACAGCUUUGGGAUCGCCGGCUCCGGUUCUGGGGUUCCCUUUCAUUGGCACGGCCCGGGUUACUCAGAGGUGAUCUUUGGCAGAAAGCGCUGGUUUCUGUAUCCCCCCGAGAAAACCCCCGAGUUCCACCCCAACAAGACAACUCUAUCCUGGCUGCUGGACACAUACCCAUUCCUGCCGUCAGAGGACCGCCCUGUGGAGUGCACCAUUCACCCUGGUGAGGUCAGUCCUGCAUCCCGGGGCCCAGUGAGCCAGCCAGCCCACCCCCUGCUGCUCAAGGGACUUGUGGAGUGCAUCAGCUUGGAACGCCAGAGGCUUUGUGUCCAGAGAGAGAAGGGAGAGUCGCUGGUGCUGCACAAGCAGCAGGGCCCCUGACAUGACAGUGUCUGGGAUGGGAUCUGGGAACUCCAGUGCUGAAGCCGGGCUGUCAGAGGACCAGGAAUCCUAGAGCCAGGCCGCACGGUGACCAGGCAUGCACACCAGCACAAGCAGCUGUAAGAUUCCUGAUGCUGUUGCUUUCCAGACAGAAGGCCGGCUGGACGGGAGAGGGACCAUGUCCCCUGAUGCUGGCAUUACCAUGGGGGAGGCCAGGUGGGACAGGGGAGAAAACCAUGUAGAGUUACAGGCAGUGCCCAGCCAGGCCAGAAGGGGGAGCAGAGCUCAAGAGCCAGCUGGUAAAUCUGCAGAGAGAAGUUUUGGAUUAAAGCUCAGCAGCGAGAGGAAGAAUGGGCCAGUAGAUUGGGCACUAGCCCAGGAUUUGGGAGAUUGGGGUUUGAUUUCCUGCUCUGCUCUAGGCAUCCUGUGUGAACCUGGACAAGUCCUGUAGCCUCUCAGGGGGCGGGGAGAAUACAUUAGAGAUUGCAAGGCGCUUAGAUACUGCAGUGAUGAGGGCCCAACAGGUACAUGUCAGGGCUAUCUGACGUUACACAGAUAGCCAGUCUCUCUGGGCCUCAGCUGGGAAAUACGGACAGCACUUCCUACCCUCUGGGACUGUGGUAGGGCUCACUUGGUCAUGCUGAGGGGCUCAAAUACUAGGGAGAUGGGUGCCCUAAAGAAACCCUGAAUGUGAUAUGGCCCUCUUUAGUCUCAUCUGUCAGAGGAUCUCAAAGCACUGUAUCUAUAAAUACGUGUGCACACACUAAGAAUUCAGCCACACGCUCUAGCUCAGGAAGGAGGUCAGU